Elaeis guineensis (African oil palm) is the source of this 744-nucleotide messenger RNA. RefSeq names its product 10 kDa chaperonin 1, chloroplastic. Lineage: Eukaryota; Viridiplantae; Streptophyta; Magnoliopsida; Arecales; Arecaceae. Gene Ontology annotation, cellular component: mitochondrion; chloroplast. Gene Ontology annotation, molecular function: metal ion binding; protein folding chaperone; ATP binding. The record is from RefSeq and is a predicted model, not a curated record.
AGUCUUCAAUAUACUCAUAUCCAAUCAUACCAUCUCCAGAUACUCUCAUAUUCUUCUCCAGCGCCCCGUCCAUGGCGUCGUCCAUCCUCUCAGUCGCCAAGUCUUUUCUCCACCCCUCUCACCCUCAGGCCCAUCCUCUCCCUUCCCUUCGCGCUAGCCCUACCUCUCACUGGAGGCUCCCUUCCUCGCGAAAGACCGCUCUUAGGUUCACCGCCCAGAAAUGGGAGCCCUCCAAGGUCGUUCCGCAAGCUGAUAGAGUCCUCAUCCGCCUGGAGGAGCUACCCGAGAAAUCCGCAGGUGGAGUAUUGCUGCCAAAAUCAGCUGUUAAAUUUGAACGGUAUCUAAUGGGUGAGAUUUUGUCAGUGGGUGCUGAUGUUGCCCAAGUGGAAACUGGAAAAAAGGUCCUUUUCUCGGAUAUCAGUGCAUAUGAGGUGGAUCUAGGGACAGAUGCCAAGCAUUGCUUCUGUCGUGCAGGUGAUCUUCUAGCUGUGGUUGAAUAGAUUUUUAGCAAAUUUCUUAUAGGUAGUUCUGCCUAGCAGCAGAAUGAGGCAUAUUUCUUCUUUUUGGGUUACUUGUCAUUGAGGAAUGUGUGGUUCAUUAUGGAUGUUCUUAGUUAUGAAAUUCACUGGCAAGUUUUGGCAGUCCAAUUUGAUUCCGCUGCAUUGUCACUUGCAGCUGUUUCUAAUCAACUGUUAAAUGCUACAGCACAAAUUAUUUGUCAACGAGCAUAAGAAUGUUUGGAAA